AAUUUGGUGUAUUGAACUUAUAAUUACAUUUCCAGCCCUUUAAGCAUGUAAGUUAAAUUCACUCAAGUUUUGUUUGCACAUUACUUGACAUUUUUAAGGUGACCGGUUUCCUCAACAAAAAAAUGUCGGUGUACAUUUUAUAUACAAUUCUAUUUUUUCUAUUUUUUUUUUUAAAUCAAACGUCUCUCGUGUCAAAGAGCCUGACUUGUUCCGCUGGCACUGUGAAGAGAAGCAAGAGCACAUGUUCAAAAUGAGCCCAGAAAGGUAAAAGUGUGACGCAAAGACUUCCUGUGAUGCAACCGGUGAUAAAUUAAACCUCAGUUCUAUUUCACUCACUGAGACCUCAACAGCACCAGGGCAGCCUCCACGGUAACAGCACAUUUCCAUUCACUCCACACAUCAUAGCAUUCGUGGACAACUGUGUAAUUGUUCUUGUCUUUUUCAAAAGAUGUCAACUUUUGGUGUAUAUUUAUGCAUGUUUUUAUAUUUGUCAUAGUCCUGUCACAGGCAGAGAUUAACUACCUGAACGAUAAACGCCUUGUGUUACAGAACCAGCCGAUAUUGUCUAAAAAGAAGAAAAGACUGACAGAGUGAUACUCAUCUCCAUGGAGACAUGAAGUGUCUGCAGCUCCUGUUCGUGUGUUGGUGCUCCAGCGUCCUCGAUGCGACCAGCUGCAUCAGAGUUGAUGGUUAUUCAUGUGUGAGUGCCUAUUGGAAGACAGUGACCUGUGACUUGAACAUCACUGAUAGUCCUGUGGGACGGUCCAACACCACUUACAGCCUGAAAUUCACUGAAUUAAGGAAGGGUACGAUUUCCAUAUGUCCACUUGUGUUUAAGAAUCACAGUUACAGCUGUGACUGCAAGGUCUUGAGCUCAAUCUCUUUUAGCGUCUACAAUAUGUACACCAUACAACUUUGUCACGACUCUGGCUGCUGCACUCUACUGAAGACAUUUUCCCCAGCACAGAACAUUCAGCUGACGCCCCCGUAUGAAGUUGAGUUCCGACAAAUGGCAGAGGUUUUAAACAUCACUUGGAAAAGCGGCUAUGAAGUGCAUCCCUACUUCUACAGUGACCUUGACUACGAGCUGGUGCUUCAGAAGUCUCACAGCAGCGAGAGCAAAAAAGCGACCUCGAGAUGGACGUCUACAUCGUUUACAAGAGAGCAAAUUGAUACACGCGCGACAUAUUGCACUCAAGUGAGAUCGAUACCUCAUGCGAAAGAUUAUAGUGCAGUUUGGAGUAAAUGGGGGCCGAAGACGUGCUGGAAUGGUGCCCAAGAAGACGCUUUCUCAGAACAAGAAAAUAUAUUCAUCACUUUGACCAAAUCUCUGGGCCCAGUGUGUGUGGUUGUUGGAGUUUUGCUGUUUGUAUUCCAAAGCCCUGCUGCAAGAAUGAAGAUAAAAACUCUGUCCCACGCGCCGUCGCCAGCUCCUUUCUUUCAACCUCUGUUUCAAAAACAUGAAGGCAAUCUGCAGGAAUGGCUUUCACCUCAAGGCAAAUUUGCACUAACGUACCAAACUGAGGAGAUCUUGAUAACCGAAGCUGUGACUGUUGAGCCGAAACCCAUCACAAAGGACCCCGAGGAGAACCAGGACUACCACAACCCUUCUGUAACACAAAUGCUAUUCACUCAAACCUCCUAUGUUGGCUUACCUGGGACGCAUGAGGCCUCCCAGCCGAUCACCAUGGUCUGUCCGGCAGGCACUUCUUACACUCAGCUCCCCUGCUCUGUCUGGGGCCUCAGCAUUGGAGAAGUACAAGUUGUUUCCUCUGCAUCUCAAGAUGAAGAUGUCUGGGAUGCGUCAGAGAGCAGCCAUGCCGACUCUGGUUGCAGCUGCCAUGACCUGACCCAAAGCCCUGAGUGCAGUUUGCCAAACAGUCCCGUUGGUGACAGUUUACCACCAUGCUACUGUAGCGAUUACUGCAUCCUCAACAAAACAGCAGGGGGUGUUGUUCCUGUUUUGGUGUCCAAAUGA
Messenger RNA from Scophthalmus maximus (turbot), 1978 nucleotides. RefSeq names its product interleukin-21 receptor. The coding region runs from base 614 to 1978 and encodes 454 amino acids. Lineage: Eukaryota; Metazoa; Chordata; Actinopteri; Pleuronectiformes; Scophthalmidae. Gene Ontology annotation, cellular component: external side of plasma membrane. The record is from RefSeq and is a predicted model, not a curated record. The transcript has 8 exons. Gene Ontology annotation, molecular function: cytokine receptor activity; protein binding. Gene Ontology annotation, biological process: cytokine-mediated signaling pathway; immunoglobulin mediated immune response.